UUGUUAGUAGCAUGGUUCAUGGACCAUGCGGAAAACUCAAUCCCAAGGCACCAUGUAUGAUUAAUGAUGGAAUGGGACAAAAGCGAUGUGCAAAAAGAUAUCCUAAGCAAUUUCAAAGUGAAACAAUUUAG
Molecule: messenger RNA, 131 nt
Organism: Acaulospora morrowiae
Lineage: Eukaryota; Fungi; Glomeromycota; Glomeromycetes; Diversisporales; Acaulosporaceae
Source: the annotation of a GenBank genome assembly